AUGACUAAGAAGAGGAAACGACCACACUCUCACAACGUGAAGCCGAUCCCAAGCACUCAGUUAAACGUCAAACAGAUAGAAAGACAGCUAUCCCGGGGCACUGAGAGGACCCUAGCCGCCUCCACCUGGAAUGAGACUAACGCCAGAAGCACAGUUGCAAAGUCAUCAGAGACACUGUACAAAUUACACAGGGGAUGUUUGUCAAACUCGCAGACAGGCACGUCUUCGAAUCAGAGUGGGUAUUUCAAUGGAGAUAUACCAAAUCAAGCAGAAGCUAACGAGAGGAGUGAGACCUGGCGCGCAAAAACUACACCUUCAGACACAGUAACACAUCCGUUAGAUAGUAAACAAUCCCGUUUACAGUCUACGUCAUGUAUUUUCGACAGCAACGUAAAUGCCUGGCGAUCAGAACGAACAAUAUCAAGAGACAGGAAGGGCAAGUUUGUUAAGAAUAAAUCAGGACGAUCGCCGAAGACUUGCUCUAACGAACAGGUCAUAAAACUGCCAGUCAUACCUGUAUUAAAGAUUUCG
Molecule: messenger RNA, 531 nt
Organism: Candidula unifasciata
Lineage: Eukaryota; Metazoa; Mollusca; Gastropoda; Stylommatophora; Geomitridae
Source: the annotation of a GenBank genome assembly